Molecule: messenger RNA, 1524 nt
Organism: Zingiber officinale
Lineage: Eukaryota; Viridiplantae; Streptophyta; Magnoliopsida; Zingiberales; Zingiberaceae
Product: protein IQ-DOMAIN 33-like
Exons: 6
Coding region: 97-1350 (417 amino acids)
Molecular function (GO): protein binding
Source: RefSeq, a predicted model, not a curated record
AAGCAAAGGGGCUAGAGCACCAGUUAAUGCUGCAGGAAGCAGGCCAUGUGUAGAUCAAAAGCAUCCAUUUCCGCUUUCACUUUGUGGCUUUAACAAAUGCCCAGCUCCAGCUCUAAAGCUCUUCCACCUUGUAAAUUCACCCAACACAUGCAUCAACGCAACGCAGCUGGUCCAUCUCUAGCCAUCGCGCAUUUAAUUGCUCAGACCUGCUCCAGUUCUUGGCUUCUAAAGGAGGAGGAAGAGGAAGAAGGAGAGGCAAAUCUUAAGGGAAGAAUGGGGAGGUCUGGAUGUCUCGUCAAGCGAGUCUUCUCGCGGAGUCGCACUUCAAAGUGCCAGCAUGAAAGGAGCAUGUUGCUUGAGAAGAUCAAAUGGAGUGCCAUUAAACUCUACCUCUGCGGGGAAGAAUUCAGCUCUGUUCUGGUGGAGGAUGAUUUGGCCUCUUGCAAAAGCUCCGAAGAGAAUGGAGAUCGUCGAGCAGUCCAAGUGGAAGACGGCAUGGAUGGAGAUGUUUCUGCAAGAGAACGUGCUGCCAUUCUUAUCCAAGCGGCUUUUCGAGGGUUCCUGACGAGGCAGCAAUGCAAGAUGCACGACGAAGGCAACGAUGCUCGGUCUCUGGAGUGUAAGACAUUCGAGAACACAUCGAUCGAGGUUCAAAUGGGAGAUUCCGUGUGUAUUUCAAGCGAUCACGAAGCAAGUAUCAUCACGCUGCAGAACCAUGCCCAGCGAAGAGCUAGAUCUCAAGUGUUCAAGCCAAAGGAGGAAUGGGACGACAGCACUCUCAGCAGCAGCAUCUCCAAACUGAGAAUCCAAAACAAGCUCGAAGCGACGACCAGACGAGAAAGAGCUCUUGCCUAUGCCUUCUCGCAGCAGCUGAGGACUUGCAUGACGAAGAGAAGAUCAGCGAAACCGAACCCGACCGAGCUGAACUUGGGGUGGAGCUGGCUAGAGAGAUGGAUGGCCACACGCCAGCAAGAACACGCUUCGGAAUUCAGGCAAGCUUCGAGUGUAGUACAGAGGAGGAUGGUCAUCAGAAAGAGAUCCAACGCGGCAGUGGAGGAAAAGGAAAGCUGCGGCUCGAACGAUGUGUCAGUGAACUUCGAUGCAUCUUCAGUAGCUUCUCAGAAUCCCAGAAAUGGCUGUCAACCAACUAGUAGAAGGAAGUCCAACAGCAAAAGAAGUGCCUCAAGGAGGAAAAUAACGGCAAGCAAUCACAGUGCUCCUCAUUCAAGCAGCAAGAUGAGCAAAAGGGAACAUGUGGAAGAAGAAGAAGAAGAAGAAAGUGAGACGACAGGCAAGCAAGGGAAAACGAAGAGCAGAGAUGCUUUUGAGCCUCCAUCAGAUUACCAAUGAACCAUUCUGAAGACAUGCUUAGUAGCUACACUUGUGUAUCACUCAAUAAAUUUGAUCCUUGGUUGGCAACUCUUCGUGUAACUAAAUUAUCGAUAAGGUGCAUUGCUUAGAGAAUUGCUACAAUAUUAUUUUUGCAAAGGUGCACUUAGAGUUGAGUGAGAAUUCUGCUUGCAA